This is a messenger RNA of Parus major (Great Tit), 742 nucleotides long. RefSeq names its product protein tyrosine phosphatase mitochondrial 1 (gene PTPMT1). The record is from RefSeq and is a predicted model, not a curated record. Bases 30 to 605 code for a protein of 191 amino acids. Lineage: Eukaryota; Metazoa; Chordata; Aves; Passeriformes; Paridae. Gene Ontology annotation, molecular function: phosphatidylinositol-4,5-bisphosphate 5-phosphatase activity; protein tyrosine/serine/threonine phosphatase activity; phosphatidylglycerophosphatase activity. The transcript has 4 exons. Gene Ontology annotation, biological process: protein dephosphorylation.
CAGCCCGGCGCGGCGCGGUCCCGGCGCGCAUGGGGGUGCUGGAGGCGCUGGGCGCCGGCGCGGCGCGGCUGCUCUUCUACCCGUCGCUGCUGUACACGGUGACGCGGGCGCGGCUGCCCGGGUCCCGCCGGCCCUGGUUCCACCGCAUCGACGAGGUCGUGCUGCUCGGGGCGCUGCCUCUGCGGGGACGCAUCCGCAGGCUGCUGGCGGAGGAGAACGUGCGCGGCGUGGUGACCCUCACCGAGGACUACGAGACCCGGUUCCUCUGUUUUUCCCCUCAGGAAUGGGAGGCAAUGGGAGUGGAGCAACUGCGUCUCAGCACUGUAGAUCUAACUGGAGUCCCCACCUUGGAAAACCUGCACAAGGGCGUGGAGUUCAUCCUGAGACACCGAGCCCGCGGUAACAGCGUCUAUGUGCACUGCAAGGCGGGGCGCUCCCGCAGUGCCACCAUGGUGGCAGCAUACUUAAUUCAGCUGCAUCACUGGAGCCCUCAGGAAGCAAUAGAGGCCAUUACCAAGAUUCGUCCCCAUAUCCUCAUUCGACACAAGCAAGUCCAGGUCCUGGAGAAAUUUCACAGGAAUGUGAUCAAUGAGAGAACUGCAUAACUUAGUAAGAACUAUCAAAAUCCUCAUCUCAGCUGCUAUAAAGAAGUUUUUAUGAUCUAACAAAAGCUUAAGCAUUUUCAUUCUUAAACAAUUAAAUUAUUUCAUCAAUAAAGGGGGAAUAGGGCUGUUUCAUUAAA